This is a messenger RNA of Quercus robur (English oak), 2163 nucleotides long. Its product is annotated as pentatricopeptide repeat-containing protein At2g15980. NCBI's taxonomy places the organism in Eukaryota, Viridiplantae, Streptophyta, Magnoliopsida, Fagales, Fagaceae. The coding region runs from base 36 to 1523 and encodes 495 amino acids. The transcript has a single exon. The record is from RefSeq and is a predicted model, not a curated record. Gene Ontology annotation, molecular function: protein binding.
UCCAUCUCUCUCUCUCUCUGUAUGUUCACUCUUCAAUGGCCAUUCCAGUCCUAAAACACUUGCUCUUCUCAACCCACAAACACAAACCCAUCUCUUCACUCUCCUUCUCCUCUUCCUCUUCCCAACCGUCCGAUCAAUCUGCAACCUUAAUCUCAACCGUAGUUUCAAUCCUCACCCAACAACGUUCAAAGUCCCGUUGGGGCAACCUCCAAACUCUCUACCCCAAUGGCUUCCACCCAAAAGAGUUUUCCCAAAUUGCCCUCCAACUCAAGAAUAAUCCCCACCUUGCCCUCCGCUUCUUCCUCUGGACUCAACACAAGUCUCUCUGCCACCACAACCUCCUCACAUACUCAACCACUAUCCACAUUCUGACCCGAGCCCGGCUCUUGACCCAAGCCCAUUCCCUCAUUCGGACUGCCAUUCGGAUCCCCCAACAAUCCACCACCAACAACAACGACAACCUCGUACCUAAGCCAUUGAAGUUGUUCCAAAGCCUUGUCAUGACUUAUAGACUAUGUGGGUCAGCUCCGUUUGUGUUUGAUUUGUUGGUUAAAGCUUGUUUGGAGAUUAAGAAGAUUGACUCAGCUAUUGAGAUUGUUAGGAUGUUAAGGUCUCGUGGGAUUAGUCCAAAAGUUGGUACUUUGAAUGAUUUGGUUUAUUGGGUUUUGAAGGUCCGAGGUGGUUGUGUUGGGUACGAGGUUUAUAGGGAGGUUUUUGGGUUAGAGGGUGAUGGGGUUGUUGGAAAUGUGAAAAGGGUUUAUAAAGUUUGGCCAAAUGUGCAUACUUUUAAUGUUUUGAUGGGGGGGUUUUACCAGGAUGGCAUGGUUGAGAAGGUGGAGAUGAUUUGGAAUGAAAUGGUGGGGUUUGAUUGUGUUCCUAAUUGUUAUAGUUACAGCGUUUUGAUGGCGGUGUAUUGCGAGGAAGGGAGGAUGGGAGAGGCUGAGAAGUUGUGGGAGGAGAUGAGAGUUAAGGAAGUGGAGGCUGAUGUUUUGAGUUAUAAUACUAUGAUUGGUGGGUUUUGCAAGAUUGGAGAAGUUGAGAAAGCUGAGGAGUUGUAUAGAGAAAUGGGGUUGAAUGGUGUGGAAAGUAGUUGUGCUACUUAUGAGCAUCUUGUUAAUGGGUAUUGUAAUGUUGGGGAUGUGGAUUCAGCGUUGCUUGUGUAUAAGGAUAUGUGUAGGAAGGGUUUUAGGCCGGAGGCUUUGACGCUUGAUGUGAUGAUUGGAGGACUUUGUGUUAAGGGUAGAGUUUAUGAGGCUGUGGAGAUUCUUAGGGGUGGAGUGGAGAAUUUUGGCUUGGUGCCUAAGGGGAAGAGUUAUGAGACUCUAUUAAAGGGGUUGUGUGAGGAGGGGAGGAUGGAAGAAGCCUUGAAGAUCCAGGCAGAGAUGGUGGGGAAGGGUUUUGAGCCAAAUUUGGAAAUAUAUGGUGCUUUUAUUGAAGGGUAUGUUAGACAAGGAAAUGAGGAAAUGGUAGAAGUGUUGAGGAAUGAAGUGUUGGAUAAGAAAAUGCGGGAAAAAGAGAAGUAGAUGAUGUUUGUUUGCUGUAAAUGCAAGCAAAUCCAAAAAUUGAACAUAUAUGGCAAUUUCCCCUAAUUAGGGUGAGAAGGUUGCUGCAGAGUUUGAUGGAUUUCGUUUUGGAAACAAAAGCUUCUUUUUGGGACAUUAGUCUGGUUUCUCUUGAAAAUGUCAUCUUUGCUGGUGAUAUUUAUGCGGUUAAACAAGGAUUCAUUUAUAGUGCUUACUUGAUAACAUGUGAGGACAAUUCAGGCAGGCAUUUGGUGAGCAUGCCUAGGGACAAUGGUUGGCUGCACAUUAGGGAUCAUUCGAAAAUGGGGUAACUUCUUGACUUCGAUUGCUCAUUACAGUAGUAAAUUGUAAUUUCAGAAGUGCAUAAAUUGUGCCUGCUGUUGAUCUUUUGUUAGAUGCCCCUUGUGGACAUCUGUUAUCUUUUCCUGGAGAACGAUCAUUCCACACUCAUGGCUGCAUAUUACGGCAAUGAUAAUAGGAUUAUGCGGGAGAGGAGAAGAUUGAAAUCAUAGUAAUCGAUUCUUUGCCAAUAUAAUUUACCACCUCCUACAACUGUGAGUUGAUUGUAUGCAUUGAGUGGAUCUUGAGAGUUGAAUAAUUUUUACUUGUAAAUAAGACAUACUGCAGUUUUGACAAUACA